AACUUACAGGCAGACACCUUCACUUGACUGUGAUUGUUUGAACCUGCCUCUGUGUGCGGCAUCCUCACAAUAGCUGUAUACGAGCGUCGGACUGUCGUCGGAACUGUCAUCGGCUUAGCUGCGUUUACACUAUUCAGAUCAAAAUACUAUUGUCUAGAGACACUUGUACUGUCUCAAUAUCCAUUGUCCCCCCGGCAUCAAUCUUGGGCAGUGCGUGUGCUGGCGCUUCUGAGGCUACCUACAUCCAAUACUCGGAGUAUACCCGGCUCGGUGGACCAACUGCCCCACCACUUUCCCGGAAUCCGUUGAGCAAUUCGACACAGCUCCUUGCUGCCUCAAAGGAGUAACCCGGGUGUGGACUUUCCUUUUCUUCCCUUCCGAAGCAACCCGGCUAGCCAGAAUGUCGGACGAGUUGAAGAGACAGGGCGACAAAGCCUACAAGGAGGGUAACUACACCGAUGCGGAGAACUACUAUUCACAAGCGAUCACAAAGAACCCUCGCGAGGCAGCCUACUUUGCAAACCGCGCCAUCACGCGAUCAAAGCUGGAGAAUUGGGCCGGCGCCGAACACGAUGCGCGCGCCGCCAUUGAACUCUACGGACAAAAGUCGCCGUUCAGCCUGAAGAGUUGCAACUACCUUGCGCAGGCGCUCCUGAACCUCCAACGGCCGCAGGAAGCGUACGAUGUCGCCAUCGAUGCAUAUCGCGCGAGCCUGGCCGUGAGAAACACCGAUCUGCCAGGCAAGAAACCCCCAAGCCAAACGGAGAACUUGUCGAAGACCGUGCUGCGCGCUAAGCAGCAGAUCUGGGCCGCCAAGGAGUCUGCUCGCCUGCGUGAGAUGAACCAGACUCUGGCGAUGAUGGAGCAGCUGGUCGAAGCGGACUUGAACCGUGCGUUAGGCGAUCUGCAGAGACAGCUGGAUCAGGGUGAGAUUGGGCAGACAGGGUUCUUGGAGAGCCAGAAAGAGCUGCGAGAGGAUGCGGAGAAAAACAUCCAGAACCUGAGAGAGGCGUUCCGUAUUGCAUCCAAGGGCGAAAUUCAAGAACGGAUCGUCCCUGACUACCUCGUUGACCCAAUCACCUUUGAGAUCAUGCAUGACCCAGUCAUUGUGCCGUCGGGCACUAGUUUUGACCGAAUCGGGAUACUCAAGUACGUUGAGCAAUCCGGCGUGGACCCGAUUACGCGGACGCCAAUGACGGUGAACGACCUACGUCCGAACUACGCACUAAAAGCAGCGUGCGAGGACUUUUUGACAAAGAACGGCUGGGCUGUCGACUGGUAGUAUCUGCUUGUCUAAUCUUCAUAUAAUUUUUCUUUCAACUUGUAUAUCUUGAGUAUCUUUCUGGCUGUUUUGCAUCACUGGCGUUGGUGGAUUUGGAUGCAUGACAUGCAGCAUCUUUAACUAUAUACUGACGGGCUUUAUUCUAUAUCAUGAUAGAACAUGAGAUUAGGAUAACCACAU
Aspergillus nidulans FGSC A4 is the source of this 1462-nucleotide messenger RNA. Its product is annotated as putative U-box domain protein. The coding region runs from base 401 to 1282 and encodes 293 amino acids. The record is from RefSeq and is a predicted model, not a curated record. Gene Ontology annotation, biological process: protein ubiquitination. Gene Ontology annotation, cellular component: ubiquitin ligase complex. Gene Ontology annotation, molecular function: ubiquitin-protein transferase activity; ubiquitin protein ligase activity. The transcript is spliced from 3 exons. NCBI's taxonomy places the organism in Eukaryota, Fungi, Ascomycota, Eurotiomycetes, Eurotiales, Aspergillaceae.